CGUAUGGUCCGGCUGCUGUCAGCCGUCUGUCAAGAUGGCGGCCCCCAGGAGCUGCGCUCUAUGGGGCUACUGCGGCCGCGGGUGGUCGCGCGUGAUGCGGGGCUGCCGGCUCCCCGGGCUUCGAAGCUCCUGGCCAGGGAGUCCGCUGGGUGCGCGGCUCUUGUCCCAAGAGAAACGGGCAACGGAAACGCACUUCGGGUUUGAGACUGUGUCGGAGGAGGAGAAGGGGGGCAAAGUCUAUCAGGUGUUUGAGAGUGUGGCCAAGAAGUAUGAUGUGAUGAAUGAUAUGAUGAGUCUUGGCAUCCAUCGUGUGUGGAAGGACUUGCUGCUCUGGAGAAUGCACCCGUUUCCUGGGACGCAGCUCCUCGAUGUCGCUGGAGGCACAGGUGACAUUGCAUUCCGGUUCCUUAAUUACAUUCAGGCCCAGCACCGGAGAAAGCAGAAGAGGCAGUUAAGGACCCAGCAGAAUUUAUCCUGGGAAGAAAUUGCCCAAAAGUACCAGAAUGAAGAGGAUUCCUUGAACGGUUCCCACGUCGUGGUCUGUGACAUCAACAAGGAGAUGCUGAAGAUUGGAAGGAAGAAAGCCUGUGCCCAAGGAUACAAAACUGGACUUGCUUGGGUAUUGGGAGAUGCUGAAGAACUACCCUUUGAUGAUGACAAGUUUGAUGUUUACACCAUUGCCUUUGGAAUCCGGAAUGUCACACACAUUGAUCGGGCACUCCAGGAAGCUCAUCGGGUCCUGAAACCUGGAGGACGGUUUCUCUGCCUGGAGUUUAGCCAAGUGACCAAUCCCCUUGUGUCCAGGCUUUAUGAUCUCUAUAGCUUCCAGGUUAUUCCUGUCAUGGGAGAGGUUAUUGCAAAAGACUGGAAGUCCUACCAAUACCUUGUAGAGAGUAUUCGACAGUUCCCAGCUCAGGAGGAGUUCAAGGAGAUGAUAGAAGAUGCAGGUUUUCAGAAAGUGACUUAUGAAAGUCUAACAUCAGGCAUCGUGGCCAUUCACUCUGGCUUCAAACUGUAACUCCGUCACCAUCCUGGAGCAUGAACCACUCCCAUCCUGUCAAAAGCCUGCAGCUCAAGGGUAAUCAGGCUGGUGUGACCAGCAACAGAACAUCUCCUCUUAAGGAUAUGUGCCUUGGACUCAUGUUCUGAUGUGACCAGUCUCAAAGUGGAAGAAACAAAUUCCUGUCACUUUAUUUCAGCUUUCACUAGGAACUGCUUCCUGCAGGCCUUCUCCCCAAGGUAUUGUGCCUGUAGUUUUUGCUCAGUUCCUGCUAUUUUUCCUCAGCUGUGCAGCGUGUGGUUAAGCCAGCACUGAAGCUCAGUCUGGAGUGUGUUUGUAGUUUCUCUGCUGGUUCUGACUUCCAGGACAAUGGAUCAUUUGAAUCUAAUGAUUUGAACUAGAAAGCUUCCUAACUGGACCUGAGGCAAUCUUUCAGCCUAGGACUGGUUAAGGGCCAAAGCCAAGGCCCGUCAGGGCUAACGAUCACAAGUAGAAUUAUGUACUGAACCUCUAAAUGAGUUUACAAUUUGUAUGGUAUUUGUAAAUUUUUUUCUUGAGGGAAAUACAUUUGCCAUCAUUCAUUCAAUGCUCUUCUACCAAAAGCCACUAUUGUUCCCUUGUGCCUAUCAUGAAAACAACAAAUCCUUGAAAGAAUAAAUACCAGCAAACUCCA
Molecule: messenger RNA, 1673 nt
Organism: Myotis daubentonii (Daubenton's bat)
Lineage: Eukaryota; Metazoa; Chordata; Mammalia; Chiroptera; Vespertilionidae
Gene: COQ5
Product: coenzyme Q5, methyltransferase
Biological process (GO): ubiquinone biosynthetic process
Molecular function (GO): 2-methoxy-6-polyprenyl-1,4-benzoquinol methyltransferase activity
Source: RefSeq, a predicted model, not a curated record